Messenger RNA from Caenorhabditis bovis, 1437 nucleotides. Lineage: Eukaryota; Metazoa; Nematoda; Chromadorea; Rhabditida; Rhabditidae. The record is from the annotation of a GenBank genome assembly.
AUGGGUGCCGAAGACAAAUUCGAAUCGGUUCUGGCAACGCGCUAUUGCAAGAACAGCCCACUUGUUCAAAUAUUGUCGGAGAAAAACAAGGCAAGCCUAUGGCGACAAUUGUGGAUAUGGUUGGCCGAAGCUGAAAUGGAAUUGGGCCUCAAGCAGGUCACCGAGGAGGCGAUCAAUGAAAUGAUAACGAAUCGCGAUCAGUUUGAUUGGGAGUUCAUUCGUGCCGAAGAGCGCAAACUGAAGCAUGACGUCAUGGCUCAUAAUCAUGCGUUUGGGAAGCUAUGCCCCAAAGCGGCUGGAAUAAUUCAUCUCGGCGCCACUUCAUGCUUUGUGCAAGACAAUGCCGAUCUAAUCGCCUAUCGCGAUUCGAUUGAUCAUUUGUUGAAGCGUUUCGCCACGGUUUUGGAUCGUCUUGCGACGUUCGCGAUGACAAACAAAGAGGUUGUGACAGUUGGCCGUACGCAUUAUCAAACCGCUUCAUUGGUCACUGUGGGAAAGCGCGGCGCGCUUUGGGCGCAGGAAUUGCUAAUGGCGUUCCAACAAUUGGCCGAGUUUCGCGACAAGAUGCGAUUCCGAGGGAUCAAAGGCGCGACGGGAACCCAGGACUCGUUUCUAACAUUGUUCGCCAAUGACGAGGGCAAAGUUGAGAAGCUCGACGAGCUCGUCACCAAGAAGGCCAAUUUUGCUCAAAGAUUCUUGAUCACCGGACAAACUUAUUCUCGGCAACAGGACGCUCAAUUGAUUUUCUGUCUUUCUCUACUCGGAGCCGCUGCGAAAAAAGUUUGCACCGACAUUCGUGUUCUACAAGCUUUCGGUGAGCUUCUCGAGCCGUUUGAGAAGGACCAAAUCGGGUCGUCUGCAAUGCCAUACAAAAAGAAUCCGAUGAAGUGCGAACGUUGUUGCUCAUUGGCAAGAAAGCUGAUCAAUGCUCCGCAAGAGGCGCUAACCAUUUUAGCCGAUCAGGGUCUUGAGCGGACAUUGGACGAUUCGGCUGGACGGCGAAUGCUCAUUCCCGAUGCGCUUUUGACGGCUGAAGCUCUUCUAACCACUCUUCAAAACGUCUUUGAAGGGCUUGGCGUUCAAAAAGAGAACGUCGCGAAAAUUGUCGAGAGCGAGAUCGCGUUUUUGGGUCUCGAAAAGGCGAUGAUGAUGCUGACCGAAGAAGGUGUCGAUCGGCAGAAGGCGCACGCUGUUAUUCGCGAAACCGCUCUCGCAGCGAAAGAGAAACAAGCUACCGAAAAAGUUGACAUUCGAAUGACGAUGGCGGAUCCGUUUUUCGAUGUGGUUCGCGAUCGUGUUGUCGCUCUUGUCGAAAAUCCGAUUCAUUUCACCGGAAGAUGCGUUUCUCAAACCGAAACUUUCAUCAAUUCCGAAUUGAAGCCGGCAAUUUCGAAAUAUCUUGAUGAAUCCGCCGCCAAAAUUCAACUCGAUGUCUAA